Molecule: messenger RNA, 8533 nt
Organism: Mercenaria mercenaria
Lineage: Eukaryota; Metazoa; Mollusca; Bivalvia; Venerida; Veneridae
Exons: 37
Coding region: 35-6385 (2116 amino acids)
Biological process (GO): homophilic cell-cell adhesion
Cellular component (GO): plasma membrane; extracellular region
Molecular function (GO): protein binding; calcium ion binding
Source: RefSeq, a predicted model, not a curated record
UGCGGACAAUAACAUAGGAACAGUGACCGGGCCAAUGUUUGGAGGAACGUCGAGUGUUGGAGAGUUCUUCUACCUCACCAAUAACAGUAUCACCGGUUUGAGCAUAGACGCUUUUGAUAAUGUAGUUAUUGGAUACUUUUACCUCAGUGACAAUGAGCUGACAGUAUACCCUCAAGCCAUCAAAACUUCACAAAAUCCAGACAGAAUAUACAUUGAAAAUAACCAGUUGUCGCAGAUUCCGGAUGGGUCUUUCAACGGAAUGACAAAUCUGAAGAGGUUAUAUUUGACUGGAAACAACAUCGAUUUCAUUCAGUCGGGUUUAUUUACCGAUCUCACAGGACUGGUAUAUCUUGUCCUUGGAAACAACGUUAUCGAGCGGGUUGAUACAGAUAUAUUUGAUACCUUGUCAAACUUACAAUACAUCUACUUGCAAGAUAACCUCCUUAACCAUUUUCCGGCUCUUGGCACACAGUCCAUGAAAACUAUCGAUCUAGGUUCAAACGCCAUCGAAACUGUCGCCACUUCAGCCUUUUCAAGUCUUACUACUUUGUCUUCACUGGUUCUUACUAGCAACCCGCUUGCUUGCCAAUGUCAACUAGUUUCCGCCCUCCAUGACGUUGCCAGCACUAUUACUGGAGGUGAAUGCCAGUACCCUACGGCAGCAAAUGGAAUUGCGUUUGAUUAUAGUCUGCUCACAGAUCCUACAUAUUACUUCAGCAGUAAUAACAACAAUGCUUCACUGUUCCAAUGUUCUGGUGAUAAUGUGGCUGCUACAGCUAGUUCUGGUACAGAGAUCGUAGUGACAUGGGACCAGCCAGCUUAUUUGUAUUUCCAGCCUAACGGAACAAUUGGAUCUUCGCCCACGCUUACUGGAUCCGUAGAAUACCAGGUGACUUGUGUCAGCGACACUGCAUCAACACUGUAUAACACGGAGACAGAUGGGGAUGCCACUGCAGGAUCUAGUUCAUUCUCUAUGACCUUUAACACCGGUGUAGUCCCUGGUACCACGUAUGAAUGCUCUAUUAAGAUGGUGCAUUCAUCAUUUGCUAGUGCAAAAAGUAGUCCGUCUGUUGUAAUUACCCCUGAUGCUGUAGUCCCUGGGCCUGGAGCUGGUGCAAGUGACGUGGAACUUGACGUCAAAUAUUACGACUUCAGUAAGUCUCAUGCCGACUUCAACGAUCUAUCUUAUCCUACAAUCAGUUCUCCAUCGUACGUUGCUAGUCCAUACGGUGCCUGGCUGUCAAUAUCGAAUAAUCCAACAGCUGAUACGUUCUCCGCCUGGUACCGUGAAGAUAGCUCAGUAAACUACGAGAUUUCCGACACCAUUAUAUUGUAUGCUCAAACUGGAACUAUUAAAAAGUACUGGAGUGACGAGUUCUUUCCAGUUGAUGGCCAGGGAUUUACUGCAGAACAACAACAAGAUUGUAACGGCACAUACCAUAACUUUGGUUUUACAACAGCGAUUCGAUCAGGCAUCAAAUUCGCCGGGACCGAACAAAUCACACUAGGUGGAGGGGAGGCAUUGUGGUUGUUCAUAAACAAGAUCAGCUUGAUUGACUAUGUUUCAACAGGAGCUGCGAGCAAGGAAUGUUUUUACAUAGAUCUAUCACCGGCUCUCACUUUCGGCGGUGGGUUAGUUGUUCCGCAGCAAGGUACAAUAUCCGGCGGUGCUUGCACUGGUUUGACAGCGAUGUCCACUAAUGCCACAUUGGAACUAGAGGUAGAUGAGAUAUACCACUUUGAUUUGUUUCUGGCCGAGACAAAGAGGUGUACAUCUGAAUUUUUGUUUCAAAUUGAAGAUACCACCUUCAGUCAGGAUCCUACAACCGAGCUUCCACUCGAUUACAGCGCAACAAUAGCAGAAGAUUUUUAUGUGGAUGAUAUUGUAACUACAGUGUAUUUGACCGAUGCAUUUUCAGUAGGACCAUACGAGAUAACGUUGUAUGCAGGAAAUGAAAAUCGGUUGUUUGAGUUCAAAGAAGAUACAGUGGGCAAUCAGUUCACUGCACCAGCUGCCGUCUCACCAAACUAUACGACAAUAGUCGACAUUGACGGAAAUACUGUUAACUUUGUUGAAUGCACUAGCGUGUUUACCCCAACUUGGACGAGCAAUACCGCAAGUGAAACGUUCAGCAUGUCUACUUCCACAUCUUUGUUCACCUUGAAAGAUGUCCUUGACUAUGAAACUACACAGUCGUACUAUCUUCUUCUUACUGUAGAAGAUCAGGGUCUUAACAUCACUGGAUCCAUGGCAAUAAGGGUAAAGAUAGAGGAUGUCAAUGAUAAUUGUCCAAUUAUAACACCAACAAGUGCUUCAAUGACACCUCUACCCGUGUUAGUAGAUGAACCACUUAUGUAUUUUGCCUCGAGUGAUGCUGAUAGUGGUGACAACAGUGAUGUCAGAUAUAUCGUGUCAGAAGUGAUACCAGAUCCACCUGUUGAUUACAACGACACGAUGGAACUGUGGAAUGACGUUUAUCUCAACUACACAACGUUACAGUUUAACGUUAUUGCCAUUGAUAACGGGACGGUACCACACGGUGAUACAGCGUCCGUUAAUAUAACAGUUAGUAAUACGUGCGUAAUGGAUGUUCUGUUUGGGGAUAUUACAUACAUAUUUGCAGUAAACAAGUCUACUGGAGGAAUGACCCUUCGUAUACCCAAAUAUUAUGUAGUUGAUUUCCUAUGCUCGGAUGAUAUUGGACUUACAACUGGUAUUGUGUUGGACAAUAUGAUGUCAGCAUCAUCUUCCUUGGAUUCCCUGCUUACAGGACCCGGGCGAGCCAGAGUCAAUGACACAGCAAAUGCAUUCAGCGGACUGUCUGGUGGUUGGGUAGCCGGUACUGCAGAUACAAAUCAGUAUAUAGAAGUUGAUAUGAGUUUACCCUACAAGUUCACAAAGGUUCAUAUUCAAGGUCGUGAGGAUGCUGAUGAAUGGGUUACAUCAUUCAAAAUAUUAUACUAUAAUGAUUCUACAGCGGCGUGGGAUGAAUACACACACACAAAUGGCCAAAAUGUUUUUGUGGGUGUAGCAGAUAGAAACACAAUAACCCAGUUGGACUUGGACCCUGCAGUACUGAGUACAAAGAUUCGAAUAAAUCCACAGACAUGGGCUGGAGGAAACAUUUCACUGAGACUGGAGUUAUCUGGCUGUGAACAAGCGGAACAGCUGUACUACGACGUGAGCUGUGUACGAUGUGAAGCCACAAAUUACUGUGAAGGCGAAGGAAUCCAGAAGCCGUGUGGUAGGUGUGAUCCUUACGACCCAUCGUCUACUUGCGGUCGCAAUCCUGUAGAACAUUCAUUUGGACAUGCCUCAGAAUGCACCACUUGUCCGGAUGGCUGGAUCUGCAAAGAUGGUUACGCCACACCAUGUGAAGAAUUUUACUACGUAGAAUGUAACUCAACUUGGUGCCCAGACAAUUGCACCCAGUGCGAACCUGGUUAUGCCUGCCUUGAUGGACGGAGAACACAGUGCCGACCUGGAUAUUAUUCAGACGGAUUCAUGGAACACUGCUCUGCCUGUGACCCCGGUACCUAUCAAAACCAGUCUGCAUCCAGCUCAUGUGUUUCUUGCCCUGCCGGACACUAUAGUGGUACUGGCAUGACAGCAUGCGAAAUAUGCGAACCGGAAGAGUAUGCAUUAAACGACGGAACAGGCUGUGUACUUUGCGCAGACGCAGUAGAGUGUCCUUGUAUGACUUGGGAUAAAUGCUUCAAUGGCACGGGAUGUUACAAUACUGGAAGUGGAACUUACCAGUGUGAACCGUGUCCUGACGGAUAUGAGGCUUCUGGUACCUCUUGUUCUGAUAUAGAUGAGUGUGCUGACAACAACCCGUGCUUCAAUUCAAGAUGUAUCAACACAGUACCUGGCUUUCAGUGUCUAGAGUGUCCUGAAGGCUACUCCGGCACAUUUGAGGACGCCUAUGCCUGGGGCGUACAACAGAGGGUGUUUGUUUGGAUGAACACAAUGUAUGACAACACGUCUUACCAAACUUGUAACGACAUUGACGAAUGUGCUGUAAAUAAUGGAGGUUGUGACUCCAGAAUGCCGUGUGUUAACACAGUGGGCAGCUAUUAUUGUGAUUUUUGCGAGACGGGAUAUAUUGGUACAAACAAGAGCGGCUGCUAUCUAGAUAAUUUCUGUAUCUCUGGCGCACAUGAUUGUAACAAUGUCUGGGCGAACUGUGUUUAUUUGGGACCAGCUGAGUAUAGAUGUGAGUGUAAGCCUGGUUAUGCGGGUAACGGAGAGAGGUGUGGCUUAGACUCGGACAAUGACGGACAUCCAGACAACGGAAUAUCCUGCAUCGAUUGGGGAUGCUUCAGGGACAACUGUCGGUAUGUAUCUAACAGUAACCAGGAAGAUAGUGAUGGUGAUAACAGCGGGAAUAACUGUGAUUCUGACGAUGAUAAUGACGGAAGAUGGGACUAUCUGGACAACUGUCAGUAUGUCUCUAAUUGGAACCAGACUGACACUGACGCUGAUGGUGUAGGCGACGCCUGUGAUAACUGCCCCAAUGAUAUAAAUGCUGAUCAACUAGAUACCGAUGGCGACGGUGUUGGUGACAUUUGCGACUCGGAUGACGAUGAUGACGGUGUCCUUGAUGGUAGCGACAAUUGUCAGCUAGUCGCCAACGCGGGUCAGGAAAAUACAGGUGAUAGUGACACGGUAGGGGAUGCAUGUGACAACUGUAUUAAUGUUGACAAUGAUAACCAACUAGACACAGACCAGAAUGGUGUAGGUGACGCAUGUGAUACAGUUGGUGGCACAAAUAAAGAUGAGGAUGGAGACAGUAUUAUUGACAUUCUUGACAAUUGUCCCUCAUAUCCAAACGCUGAUCAGUCGGACAUUGAUUCUGACGGCGCGGGUGACCUAUGUGAUUCGGAUAUGGACGGCGAUAGUGUUAUCAAUGACCUUGACAACUGUCCAUAUUACAGCAAUGUUGGUCAGGAUGACGUGGAUGGUAAUGGGGUUGGUGAUGAUUGUGAAACUGACGCUGACGGAGACAGUGUGAUUGAUAAAAAUGACACCUGUCCACACAAUCCAGCCAUCAGUACCACAAGUUUUAGCAAUCAUUUCACUGUUGACCUUGACCCUUCAGUUUCUGCUGAUGCACCGUAUUGGGAAGUCAAAGAUAAUGGGGCAGAAAUUCAACAGACAGUGCACACAUGGAUGCCUGGCAUGCUUAUAGGUGAGCAAGCUUACGGAGGAGUGGAAUACGCUGGAACUUGGUUCACAAAACAUUCAUCCGCUUCGGACUAUUUUGGCUGUGUGUUUGGAUACACGAACAAUAGGAAGUUUUAUGUGGUCACGUGGAAAGGUGUUCACUACAAUUACGGGAAUACAACAUACAAAGCUGGAAUUAAGGGAAUCCAGUUGAAGGUGGUAGACUCAAGUACUGGACCUGGCAGCACUAUGGCUGAGGCUAUCUGGCACAGUUACGAUACGUCAGGAGAAACUAAACUUAUUUGGCAGGAUCCAGAUCUUCAAGGAUGGUUGCCAGAGACAUCGUAUAGAUGGUUCAUAACACACCAACCGUCUAUAGGAUAUAUCAGUAUCCAGGUAUACCGUGGUUACACGUUACUUGUUGACUCCGGACCUUUAUACGACUCUACAAUAUCUGGAGGAAGACUUGGUGUGUUGCAGUUCGGUGACAUGUCAGUUAUUUGGUCAAAUCUGCGUGCUGAGUGCUUAGAUCAUACAAACCAAGCGUUACAUUUUGACGGAAUAGACGAUUAUGUUACGCUUGAUGAUAUACCGACCCUGCAAAUAAACGAAAGUUUCACCGUGGAGGUUUGGUUGAAACUGGAUAGCGGUUACACGACUGGACCAUAUCCAAUUUUCUGUACGUCAAAUGGCACCCUAUGUCUUUGGGUGGAGAACUCGGUGAUAUAUGGUGGAUAUGGAACACAGUCUGUAGUGUCGUCUUCAACAUUGUCUGCUGACGUCUGGUAUAAUAUCAUAUACAGGCACAGCAUAGAAGACGAGACCAUUGCUAUAUUUAUUGAUGGUGUUCAAGACAGUAUAACAGCAGGUGUGUCGAUGGUCAACUGGACUGUUGAAGCUGAGACACAUGAUCUGACGGUAUACCUUGGCAAACAGAACAAUACUUACUUCAGGGGUACAAUAGAUGAACUGCGUCUUUAUUCUGUCGCCGUACCGGAUACUGAUAUAUCCUCACACAUAAGUUUGGUAACCCUUGAAAGACCAAUGUUCAAAGAUUAUGGGGUACUACAUUUCAAGAUGGAGGAAACAGCUGGAACGGGCAAUUUAACAAAUUCUGCUUCACUUACGGCUACUUCAGAUCUGUCCGGAGGUAGCUUUGUUACGAGUUACCAGCAAUACAGUCAAUUUGUGCUGACGUACCCCAACAACAGACGUUAACUCUCAAAACUGAAUUUAUGAGCUGUGAACAUUUUAAUUAUUGAUGCUACUGUACUGUUGUGAAGCCAUUUGUAGUCUGUGUCAUGUCACCAUUACGGAGAAUCGCUAUGAAAUUUAUAUGAGAUUUCUUUUUUGGGGGGUGGGGGCGUAAUUUGUGGCGCGGUGUUCAUGUCAUGGUUGAUAUGCUCCUGUUAAUAUUUUACAUGUUUCAUUUAGCAAUAUAUCAUAUAUUUCUUACCGAAAUAAUUCUUUGUAUUACAGUGAUACUUAAAAGCUGCUCUUAUGCGAACUUGCUUCAUUUUACUGUUAUUUUAUAUUAUUUUCUGUUGUUUUUAUGUUCAUUUAAUUUUGCAUUUUUUUAUUGUUGUAUUAUUGAACAUCAGGCCGACAUAAAUGUAAGUCAUAAGACAACUUUACAGCUUUUGCUGGUGGGGGAGACUUAAGGUGCCCCUUCGCGUAUUAUUUCAUGCCUAAGUGGGCACCUCAAUAGAACUAACGAGCUUCCGUAAGCCAGCUUCGUGAGAUUAAAGAAUUUUAACACUCCAAGCUUCAAACUAACAGCGGGGAGGUGCAAGAGAUUCGAAGUCAGAGAGCUGAACGACUAGAAUUUAACCCGUUAAACUUCAUAGAAUGAUUACCUGUGCUCAGUUAAUGACUCAUAUUGCUUGUGGGGGUCGGGGUGGGGGGGGGGGGGGGGGGCGGGUACAGAUCAAUGUCACAGUGGCAUUUGGACUAAAGAUAUUUUACAGUACACAACACAACCAGUGGGCCUACUGUCUAAGAGGGGAUUCGUGGCCAGGUGAUUACAAGUCAAAUGGUUUAUCGCGGCCAGAAAUUUGUACAAACCGGACAGAAGUUGCAAAAUUGUCAUUUGUGCAGGAAAGAAGCGUUUACCGUAAUGUCCAGUACUGGACAGGUAUAGUGACCAUGCACGGACACAGCCAGUUUUCCCAGAGGGGGGCCGAUCCCCUUCCCCACCUGGACAUUUUGAAAUUUAGCACUUCAUUUUUUGCAUUCUGGGACAGUUUUAUGGACUAACUUGUUAAAUUUGGGAAAAUGAUAAAAUCAAGCUUUCUUGAAGGUAAAAUUCUUAGUUUCUUUUAGAUGAAUAAUAUGAAUUAUGUCGGGGUCGUAUGUAUAGCAGCAGCCGCAUAUACUUUACAUGCAGUCCUAAUGUUGCCUUUUUCGAAAAACAUUUUCUUUCCUUCUUGUCUUCUUUCCUUUUUUAAAGAUUUUCCAGCGGGGGUCCGGACCCCCGGUACCCCCCCCCCCCCCCCCCCCCCCCCCCCCACUCUUGAUCCACGCAUGGCGACAUACCGUGCUUUCUGUUUAUGCAGGUAAAAUACUCUAUGGUGAUUAGGUCAUGAUCAAAGUGAAAUUCUCGGUGACCUUGGGGCUGAAAAUUGUUACCUGGAAAUAAGCUGGAUUCUUCAAAUAUCAUACUCCUAUUGCCUGUGAUCAAUAGAUACUCUCAAUUUAGUGUUUGUCAUCAGCAUACUUCAUAUUGCACAUACAUACCUAGGCUAUCUCUUGUUUAAAUUUUGUUGAUUAGUUGUGCUUGCAUAGAAUAUCUUUUGUCAUUCCUUUUCUGUGUUAAGAAAAAAUAAACUUGCAUCGUAGUAUGGUUUAACUCUUGAAACAAAUGUUCUUUGUGAGAUGGCUGGAUAUUGCAUGUCAAUUCACAUUUCCAUUUAAAUGAAGCGGUAUGCGGAGACACGUGCUUUAUUAAAAUCAAUUUCUAGUUACGUUACAUCAAAAUUGUUUAAAGAAAUUAACGAAAGAAAGUUGUUAUUGGGAAGGUGAAUCAAGCUAUUCAAUGUUGUUGGUUUAUGCAUAUGUGUGUUAUCCACACAUACAAUAGUCAUUGAUGAUUGUGUGUAAAGUCUGAAUUAUUAACCACAUAUGAUGAAAAUCAGAAAGCUCCAUAAUCAACUUGUAUGGUGGUUUCCGGAGAAAUCUAUUCACCCUCUGAUGAACACAAUUUGAGAAAAUGGUGACAGUAGUUGGACUCUCGUCUGCAUUUUAAUUAGUUAAGUCAGUAACCAGCCUGACCUGUUAUUGUACAAGUGUAUUAAUUCUUGAUAUUUUGCUGGUCAAAGUAUCUUAUUCAUUUGUUACUCUGUUUUCUAAAUAAAACACUAACAAUUA